UUGCGCGCGCGCUCCAGCAACUAGACAACGAUGUCGUUGUGAGAUCGCUCAAUCCGGCGGCCAUGGCGCUCUAGAGCUGGAUUUCUUGCGGGAAAACCAGGAAGGAGCAAGAAAGCGCACAAUGCAGGUCCAAUCUUUCGUCGCCGCGGCCGCUCUCGCCAUAAUCUUGCUCCUCGUCCCCGCCGGCGGGCAACAAGAUCCCCGGAUUCAUCCGCGCGCCGCCGCCGCCUUGACGAGCAUCCUCUCCAAGAACAGCAGCAGCGGCGCCGGCAUCGCGCAUCAAGAAUCUCCUUCUUCUCCCUCUCCCUCCCUGCUUCUUCCCUUGCAUGAGCACCCCGCGCACAGGAGCUUCUUCAAGGCGCCGGAUUCCGCCGUCCGGCUGCUCAAUUCCUGGGCGCGGCGGCGCGGCGGGAGGAUCAGGCACGGCAGGGGCGUGUGGAACCAGCAGAUGCACAAGAAUCGCAAGGCUCGGAAUCCUUUCAAGCAGAUGGCCAUCUCCAAGUACCUCAUCGUGGAUCAAUACGGCCAUGGGAAUUUCAAGACGAUUCAAGCCGCCGUGGAUUCCAUCCCUCUCGACAACAAGCAGUGGGUCUACGUCCAGAUCAAUGCCGGCCUCUACAGGGAGAAGGUGAUCAUCCCCUACAACAAGCCCUUCAUAAUCUUCCAGGGAGCGGGGAGGGACAAGACGACGAUCGAAUGGAACGAUGCCGCUAGCCGGUCGGGCACGGCCGACAGUGCUACAUUCACGGCUUGGGCCCCGAGUUUCAUCGCCAAAGGAAUCAGCUUUAAGAACGGAUCACCAGCACCACCUCCAGGAGCAGAGAACAGGCAAGCGGUGGCCGCGCUGGCAGCAGCAGACAUGCAAGCGUUUUACUCCUGCGGCUUCUACGGCGCUCAAGACACCCUCUUCGACUAUCAAGGCAGGCAUUACUUCCGCGAUUGCUACAUUGAGGGAUCCAUUGACGUGAUCUUCGGCCAUGCCCAAUCCAUCUUUCGGGAGUGUGAGCUCCAUAGCAUUGCGGAGUCGUAUGGCUCGCUGGCUGCUCACAACCGCUGGAAUCCCAGCGACAGCUCCGGUUUCGUCUUUGUGGAUUGUACCAUCACCGGAUCCAAAGGGCAGGUGUUUCUGGGGCGUGCCUGGGGAGCCUACUCCCGCAUCGUCUACAUCAACACGCGCAUGGACAAUGUGAUCAUCCCCGAAGGCUGGUACGAUUGGGGGGAACCGCAGCGACAAAGGACGGUCUUCUUCGGCCAGUACAAAUGCAGUGGACCGGGUGCCGGCGAAUCGGGCCGUGUCAGUUGGUCUCACGAGCUCAACGAUUACGAGGCCAGGCCGUUCAUGCAGAUCAACUUCAUCAAUGGCCACGAGUGGCUCUCGGAGGUGUGAACAACAACAACACCAACAACACCAGUUACACCACCAUCGCUCGCAAGGAGAAAACACGGACAUGGUGGUGGUGGAAGUCGUGGCUGAGUAAAUUCUUUCUUUCCUCCUCCCCUUUCUUUGCUCGAUCUCUCCCUCUCUCACUCGUUUUUUUUUUGGUCUGAGGCUGUGCGAGGCAAGAACGAGUAACUUUACAUAUAGAGUUUGGAAGCGCUGGCUGCUUAAUUGCUCGCUCCCGGUUCUUGCAUUCCACUUCUCUCUCUCUCUCUCUCUCUCUCUCUCUCUCUCUACUCUUCUCUUGAUUUUGAGAUCUUAAGUGAUACAUAAGCGCGUAUCAAGAGCCGCGAUCAGUCAAACGUAAGGUCGAAAAAGGCAAAUAAGUCAGAAGAAAAAAGGAAGAGAAAAAUAGAAGCAUGUAAAAGGUAGCUCUCGAAUCGAACGAAACAAACAAUGGUUUUAUUUCUACGAGAAAGAGAGAGCGUGGAAAGGCUGUGCCGCCAUAGCCAGAGACCUUUGCAAGCUCGGGGAAUGAUUCGCGCUUCGAGUGGCCUGUCACCCGCGCUAGUGAAAUUCUUUUUGCUUUCGGUUAUGUCUUUAUGGCCCAUGGUGGCCCCGGGAAGUGAGGGAGGUAUAUUCCGUAACAGAUCCCGUGAAACCUCCCAGCAAGCAACAGUGCGUGUUUUGUGUC
Selaginella moellendorffii is the source of this 2072-nucleotide messenger RNA. Its product is annotated as probable pectinesterase 53. Gene Ontology annotation, biological process: cell wall modification. The record is from RefSeq and is a predicted model, not a curated record. Gene Ontology annotation, molecular function: pectinesterase activity. The coding region runs from base 122 to 1387 and encodes 421 amino acids. NCBI's taxonomy places the organism in Eukaryota, Viridiplantae, Streptophyta, Lycopodiopsida, Selaginellales, Selaginellaceae. The transcript is spliced from 5 exons.